Molecule: messenger RNA, 1939 nt
Organism: Xenopus laevis (African clawed frog)
Lineage: Eukaryota; Metazoa; Chordata; Amphibia; Anura; Pipidae
Gene: krcc1.S
Product: lysine-rich coiled-coil 1 S homeolog
Exons: 7
Coding region: 71-1705 (544 amino acids)
Cellular component (GO): nucleus
Molecular function (GO): nucleic acid binding; zinc ion binding
Source: RefSeq, a predicted model, not a curated record
GGCUGUGCGACGUACAAGGCUCCGCCCUUUUCCGCUCAGUCUCUCGGAGGGUGGGGGAGUUGGCUGAAAGAUGGCGGCGGAGAGUGCCAUCAUCCCGCAGCUAGCGGAGAGUAUAACUCCGAGCAGCCCCGCUGCCGCUUGUAGCGGGCCCAUGGCGGGGGGUGACACUAGUAGUAAUGCACACACCUCCAUCCCCUGCCAGCAAGAUAUUGUACUGGAUGAACAGACCAAAAAGGAGCUUUUCACAGACACAUUUUGCAAAGUGUGUAAUGCUGUUCUGCAGUUUAAAUUCCAAAGAAUCUCUCAUUAUAAGGGUAAGAAACAUGCACAUAAAGUCCGCCUUUACUUUCUGAAGAAUGAACUGGAAGAAAUAGCUUUGAAAACUCAAAGAACAAACCGUGUAGAAUUCCAUGUGGACGGAGAGGUCUCUCUUGACAAAAACAAGUUUUGUAGCCUCUGCAAUAUGGUAUUCAGUUCCCCUGUUGUCGCUCAGGCACAUUAUGUGGGGAAAAUCCACGCUAAGAAAAUGAGGCAGUCGGCUGGGGAACAAGUGGAGUGGACCCCACAAACUGAUCAGGAUUUCUCAGCCACCUCCCCUAUGGACUCACACUCAGACGCAGCUGCUGCAGAGCUGACCUCUGACAAACGUGAUGAACAGGAGGUGAGCACUGAGCAGCCAACCUCCACCGACAAUGAGAUUGAUCUGAAUGACCCCAAUAAGUACUGCAAGCUCUGCUGUGCCUCCUUUAAUAAGGCAUUGGUGGCUCAGCAGCACUACAGUGGUAAAAAGCAUGCACGUAACGAGACCCGCAAAAAAAUGAUGGAGGAAAUGGAGGGGACCGGUGUGGCUGAUUCAGUGGUGAGUGAUGGCAAAUAUGUGUGCCCGAUCUGCAAUAUCACCUUCACCUCAAUAGAAAUGUACCAGUCUCACAUGCAAGGAAACAAGCAUCACACUAAAGAAAACAUAGUGACUAACUUAAUGAAAACCUCCAAGAAGAAUUAUGACUCAUUUCAGGAUGAAUUGGCCGACUACAUAAAGGUUCAAAAGGCUCGAGGACUGGAGCCUAAGACUCAGUUCAGGCAAGAAAAGGACCAGUAUGAUAGCUGUGAUUAUGAAGAGGAGGAGGAGCCAGAGCCUAGGCCCAUGCCUGGACAUGUUAUCAGCAAAACAAAUGCCCCUUACAAAUAUUUAAAUCCUCAUCCUGUUCCCUAUCCAUUGCACAACUCAACACACCCCGUUGAUCACAGAGUCCCAGCUUGGGGAGCACACUGGGAAAAAGGCAGCAGACCUCAGAAAGGACACCAUUUUGACUUACAUAAAACAAAACAUAUCUCCCGCUCUCCAUCCAGUCGGGACUCGAGCAGUGAUUCCAGCGGCUCAUCCACAGAUGAAAGCAGCAACUCCUACAAGAAAGACAAAAGGCGUAAAAGGAAGCAUCACCGAGAAAGCCGACUCCGGGGACCGGUCAGAAUAAGGAGAGACGACGAGAACAGCGAGAAGAGGAAAAGAAAGAUGGAGGAUGCAGAUUCGGGAAAAGAAGAUAAACAAGACAGAGGGAAAUCUUCGGUGAGCGACAAAGAUAAGCACCGAAGGGAAAAGAAGAAAAGAGAGGAGCAAAGCAAAAAACACAAGAAACUUAAAAAGGAAGGGGACCAAAGAACUGAGGAGGAAAUGCUCUGGGAUGAAUCCAUAUUGGGAUUCUGAAACUGCUGGGCAAUGAAAAUAUAUUUGGGGCACACAAUUUCUAAACCCAUCACUGCUUAACAAGUGAUUAAAAACGUUUAAUUUGCGGCACACAAUUAUAGUUCUAGAUUAAAUUAAAGGGAUACUGUCAUGGGAAAACAUGUUUUUUUCUUAGAUCUACCAGGCAGCUGUUAUCUUGUGUUAGGGAGCUGUUAUCUGGUUACCUUCUCACUGUUCUGUUGUUAGGCUGUUGGG